AUGCCUUCUCUGUGGAAACGGAUAACGUUCUCAGUGGCCUCGGUGCUCUGCGUCGGCUCGGUGGUCCUCCUGGUCGUGGCCCUGGCCACGGAGCGCUGGGUCACUGGGCGGAUCCUGUGUAAAACCGGGGUGGACAUAGUGAACGCGUCCAACCCGGAGCUGGAGCAGUUCGUCGGGGACAUUUACUACGGCUUGUUCCAGGGAGGGAAGAGCAAGAGGUGCGGGCUCGGGAGGAGGCGAACCAAAAUAUUCAUUUUCCCAAAGCUCGUGCGAACAUUAAACAGCGGCCUUCACAUGAUGGUGAUCCUCUUUCUGCUGGUGGCCAUUGGCUUCGCUGUGGUCAGUCUGUCCUUCUGUAUUUACAACGCACGCAAGAUUCCCUACCAGAGCAUCAAGGGGCACAAAGGACUCUACCUGUGGAACUUAAUAGCAGCUCUUUUCGGUGCCCUGGGUGUUUUGUGUUUCCUGGCGGCCCUGAGACACCACCGUCUGACCGAUCGGGUGGCUAACCACCAGGAGAAGCUGUUCGUCCUGGUUGUCCUGGAGGAUGGCCUGGACUGGUCCUUCUGGCUGGGCGUGGGGAGCAUCGGGACUCACUUCGCUGUCUGCGGAGUGGUCGCCAUGAGUCGGAUCAAGCUGCCAAAGCCAGAGAUCAAGAAACCGGAGGAGCCCACCAUCUCUGCUCUGGACCUGCUCUACUGAAGAACCAAACACGGAGCAUCGUGUCAGCACUUAUGAUGUUUUCCAUGUGGAAACAAACACUGUGCCAGAGACAAAUGGCUACAAUCAUAAAGUUACGGCUGUGUAGCCUCAAACAUUACAGAAGCUGCCGGC
Messenger RNA from Pleuronectes platessa (European plaice), 834 nucleotides. It is a transcript of the gene clrn2, whose product is annotated as clarin 2. Bases 1 to 702 code for a protein of 233 amino acids. Lineage: Eukaryota; Metazoa; Chordata; Actinopteri; Pleuronectiformes; Pleuronectidae. The record is from RefSeq and is a predicted model, not a curated record. The transcript has 3 exons.